GUGCCGGAUUUACGUUCUUUUUUCCUCCGUGGGAAGCCAUGAUGGCAGUUUGAGAGCGGAGCUGCGGAGCGCCCUGAGGAGAGAUGAGUCCCGCCGAUAAACCGCACACCGUCACGCUUCUCCAAAGGCUACCGUCGCAUAUCUAACACAGUUCAGGUGGAGACUGUCAGUUGUCAUUUUUCACGGAACCAACUUGGCCAUCCAGCGACGACGAUGAUCAUUCGUUAGGAGGGUUUUGAGGGGGGGUUUAGCAGCGGUGGCUAGCGGGCGAUGCUAGUCGGGAAAGGCUCGCCUGUGUGUUUUCUUCUUCGCGCGGAGAUGGAGAGGAUUCGCUCCUCUCUCUGGACCUGAUCACGGCGCGCGCGCCGGACACACAGACUUCUGCCAUACUAUUGUUGUUGUUAUAUCGGAUGCGUUCCGGUUUGACCGGGCCGCGGGAUCGGAGGACAUUUUCAGCAGCUCGGAGGACUGAGCGAUCGGGACCGGGAGAGUCGGGCCUGCUGGGCCGAUACGGAUAGAGGCCCGUCUGCGAGAAGCUGUAAUCCGGCCCGCUGCGCGAGACCCACCGGGACACACACACACACACACACACACACACACACACACACACACUAACUAAAGGGUGAGAGAGACGCAGAGCCAUUCCGAGCAAACACAACCCCCUUUCUAACAAAAAAACGGAAUAAAACUGAAGUAUUUUGAACUGCUGUCAUGGCAAUGACUGCAAAAAUUAAAGAAAUAGUCAGUCGGAAUAAGAGGCGAUAUCAAGAAGAUGGGUUCGAUUUGGACUUAACUUACAUAUACCCCAACAUAAUUGCCAUGGGCUUCCCUGCCGAAAGGUUGGAGGGAGUCUACAGAAACAACAUAGAUGAUGUGGUUCGAUUUCUAGAUUCGAAGCAUAAAAAUCAUUAUAAAAUUUAUAAUCUAUGUGCUGAGAGACACUACGAUGCAUCCAAAUUCAAUUGUAGGGUGGCUCAAUAUCCCUUCGAGGACCAUAACCCGCCACAGUUGGAAUUAAUAAAGCCCUUCUGCGAGGAUCUCGACCAGUGGCUGUCCGAAGACGAGAACCACGUGGCGGCUAUCCACUGCAAGGCAGGCAAAGGCCGCACAGGGGUCAUGAUAUGCGCCUACCUGUUGCAUCGCAGGAAGUUCUCAGAGGCACAAGAGGCACUGGACUUUUAUGGGGAAGUCAGGACCAGAGAUAAAAAGGGGGUCACCAUUCCCAGCCAGCGCAGGUAUGUGUAUUACUACAGCUACCUGCUGAAGAACAAGCUGGAAUAUAAACCUGUUGCUCUCCUGUUCCAUAAAAUGGUUUUCCAGACUCUGCCCAUGUUCAGUGGGGGCACCUGCAGGGACAGUACUGUUAAAAACAGGAGUGAGGUGAAUCCCCAGGGCUUCAAGAAAGGCAACUGGCACUGGGGUAAAACGGCAUUACUUUACUACUACUACUGUUAAGGGAAUCGUCUUCAA
Messenger RNA from Sinocyclocheilus rhinocerous, 1470 nucleotides. RefSeq names its product phosphatidylinositol 3,4,5-trisphosphate 3-phosphatase and dual-specificity protein phosphatase PTEN-like. Gene Ontology annotation, molecular function: protein tyrosine phosphatase activity; phosphatidylinositol-3,4,5-trisphosphate 3-phosphatase activity. Gene Ontology annotation, biological process: phosphatidylinositol dephosphorylation; phosphatidylinositol 3-kinase/protein kinase B signal transduction; cell motility. The record is from RefSeq and is a predicted model, not a curated record. Lineage: Eukaryota; Metazoa; Chordata; Actinopteri; Cypriniformes; Cyprinidae. Gene Ontology annotation, cellular component: nucleus; cytosol; cell projection. The transcript has 7 exons. The coding region runs from base 712 to 1455 and encodes 247 amino acids.